Messenger RNA from Aphanomyces astaci, 1038 nucleotides. RefSeq lists its product as hypothetical. Lineage: Eukaryota; Oomycota; Saprolegniomycetes; Saprolegniales; Verrucalvaceae. Bases 33 to 590 code for a protein of 185 amino acids. The transcript has 2 exons. The record is from RefSeq and is a predicted model, not a curated record.
GAAGGUCACGUGGAGCGCAUCCUUGUGGCCACAUGCACUCCCAUGGUACCAUGAAGGUCUCUGAUUCUCCGCACCACCUAUGUUCAAGUCGCAUUUACCAGUUUCCACCCAAAGCAACACUUCUUAACAUGUUUCGCAUCGUCCACCGAUCGGUAAUUCUCACCCGACGCCCCAACCAUCCAGCGACUCGCCGGUUCAACACGUCCGGUCCAGCAGCCGAAGGGUCCGCUCAAGGAGCUAUGCCCCCUCCUCCUCCCCCUCCGCAUGGGGAUUGGGCGCGCCGACUCAAUGAAUACGAGCACCGCUACAAGCACUUUGCCGCUCGUGUCAACGGUACAGGCGAUCGCAAAUGGAUUGGAAAGGGCCCAAUCAUUGGGUUUGUCGGAGGCGUCCUUGUCGGAAGCUCAUUGUUCUCGAAACGCGAUCAUGGCGACGAACGUACCGAGCGCCGCAUCAAAUCGCUGGCAAGUGAUUUGCAAGACGAGUCACGAAAGCUAAAACAACAACUGGUGUCGAUUCAACAGUCGAUCGACCAGCUUAAAGUGGCCACGCCCGCUUAUGCCCCCUACCCAUCUCGUCCCCACGUGUAAGCAAGAUAAUGAAAUGAAUGCUUUGGAUUGAAGAUUUGUCGUGUGGGGGGAUUCUAGGACGGAAGUAAGGACCUUCAACAAGGAGGAGCGAUCAAAACAACGAGCCUCAAAGUUUCAACAGGAAGUGGGGAAGUUCAAAGGAGAUUUGGACGAUGCAAACUCACUGGGUGACAAAUUGCAGUGUUGUAUGGGGUUCUUGGGGGUGUUUUGUGACUUUGUGGUCGAGGAGGUGGACGAAGGCACGCUGCGAUCCACGAUGACCAUCGACGAAGUGGACGAUAUGGAUGAGAUUUUAGUGUUUAUCAGGGGACUUUCGGCCAAUUUGAAGGCAUGGAAAGUUGAUUCAUAGUGGAGGUUUGAAUACGACAUUUGCAUUGUCCAUUGACAUCUACAAGUGUAGCAGUGCUUGGUAAAUUGAGUAAUGUGGACCUUGAGGGUCAUGUACGAC